Messenger RNA from Owenia fusiformis, 2205 nucleotides. NCBI's taxonomy places the organism in Eukaryota, Metazoa, Annelida, Polychaeta, Sabellida, Oweniidae. The record is from the annotation of a GenBank genome assembly.
CAUAAAUCAUUAUUCGAAAGGUAUUUGGGAUUACAUCUCUUAUACUGUACACUGAAGAGACUACCAAUGGGCAGUAUAAACUAUAACAGCCAGCUACAACAAACGAUGCAGUUCACUCAAUCAAAAGCCUGCUUGGAUGUAAAAUAGCAGGACACUGUAUUCAGUUUUGAACAAAAUACUCAAUCGGAGGGGCGCCAGCCGAUAAAUCGGAGCAUAUGUGACUGACAUUACCUCCAAAUAUACAGAAAAUAGUAUAUUCUAAAAUCGUUACUCUCAAACGAAUAUAAAUAACAGGUAUAUAUAUACAAAGGGAAAGAUCGCAAUGCAAAAAAGGCUUAAGCGAUGUUUGGUCCUCGCAGGGUUCCUGCUGGGCAUUUACAUCCUGCAGACAGUAUUUGUACUAACAGUUACCAAUGAUGAACAACCAAAUAUCGCCAGCAAUGAUUCUAUUAUCCUACCUCGAGAACUAAACCCAUCAACUGCAAACAUUCGUAUGGCGAUUCACAAAUACAACGAUACAAAUAGCAUUGAGCCAUUGAGUAUUGUCACUCCAAGUAGACAUGUUAAAGUACGUUAUAAUUUCAACAAGGGUUGGCAAAUCCAAACCGAUUAUUUUGAGAUUUACCUGUACAGGGCAUACUACGAUAAUCGUGAAACAUUAGACACUAACCCAGCUGUGAGGGUGAUAGGCGUUUCAGAAUUCAUGGAAAAUAGAACGCUGCAUUGUUUAUUAUGGUUCAAGGGACAAAGACGCCCUACAAGAACCAAUGUAAUAUUAGGGCAUAUAGGAGAAGGAGUCCCGAGACAUGGAAAAAUGUUUAGAGAAUACAUAUACUCAUGUAUCUUACCAACAACUAUUGAUAAUACCUAUAUAUCCCCAGAAUAUGUCUCCAUUAUAACAUCAGAGUUUAGCACGCCAACCAAUCUGUUGGAAGUCAAAAUACCAGAGAUUCCGAAAAAGAAAAUAGACUUCGGUAUGUGUGUAUCAAUAACAUAUUGGAACCAAGACCCUUAUAAACUUAUAGAAUGGCUGGAACUUUUAAAAUUGUGGGGCGUUGGUGAAGUUAGCGUUUACAAUAACAGCCUUGUUGCAGCGAGUGAUGCCGUCUUCCGCUAUUACAGUGAGAAUGGGUUCGUUGACUACAGAAGUGGAGAAUUACUAAUGGAAGAUCAGGGUGAAUAUACUCUCUUACUGAUGAUGACACCUGUCCUCAAUGACUGUAUGUACAGGAACAUGUUCCGUUAUCGCAAACUUGUUAUCACCGACUUCGAUGAACUUAUCGUACCACGUCUUCCAUCUAUGAACAACUACCACGAUCUUUUACGUGAAAUAGACCGCGAACAACCAAGAGACUUUGAUUACAAGAUGUAUUGGUUUAGAAACGUAUACUUCUUUCUUGAUCUUCAUCCUAAUGUUAAUAGACCAAAAUACCUCAUUACUCCCCGGUAUCUUACCAGAAUUACCAAUAGUGAGUAUGGAUAUUCUAUCAAAUCUAUCAAUGAUCCGAUGAUUUGCAUCCGUGUCCAUAACCACUACUGUUGGGAGGUUAUAUCAAAGUAUGACAAUGGACCAUGGACAGUGGACGUUGAUACGACACUAGGUAUGAAUCAGCAUUACAAACGUUGUCAUUUUGAUGAUUAUCUUCAAGAACCAGGCUCGUGCAAGAAAAUGAUGCAGGUUACAUAUUUUGAUGAUACCAUGCUGAGAUUUAGGGACCCCAUUGAUUCAAUUGUGAGACAGACGAUUGCAAAACUGAAUAUGACACUGAUGUAACAAAUUAAGAAUCUCUGGUAUUAAGCGCACACGACCCAAGGAAAAUUGAUGGCAAAAAGUAAUCGAAUCCUCAUUAUAUGCUCAGAAAAUGGUAACUUAGUUUAAUACCUGCAAACUUAAUCUAUCAAGAUAAGAACCAUCAUUUUCAAUUACCAAUUAUGAAACCUGGCGCAAGAUCCAAACAAUCCCAUUCCCAAGUACUUAAACAAUAUAGAAAAUUGUAAGUUUAGUUCAUAUAGUUUAUUUAAGUGUCACAUGUUCAUACAUACAAUAAAAUACAAUACUAAAAUACAUUAAUAAAAACCUCUGGCCGAUGCCGGCUUAUGAGACACUUACAUAUGAAUAAAUAAAUAGCAUCAAUAUUAUUACAAUGUUAUUACAAACGUUCCCGAUUAAAUGCCCUCUUUUGAAAUAUUUUUUAUAAAGAAGAA